Molecule: messenger RNA, 1779 nt
Organism: Chanos chanos (milkfish)
Lineage: Eukaryota; Metazoa; Chordata; Actinopteri; Gonorynchiformes; Chanidae
Gene: mllt3
Product: MLLT3 super elongation complex subunit
Exons: 13
Coding region: 1-1779 (592 amino acids)
Biological process (GO): positive regulation of DNA-templated transcription
Cellular component (GO): transcription elongation factor complex
Molecular function (GO): chromatin binding
Source: RefSeq, a predicted model, not a curated record
AUGGCCAGCUCGGGUGCUGUUCAGGUGAAAUUAGAACUUGGACACCGUGCCCAGGUCAGAAAGAAACCCACUGUGGAAGGUUUUACGCACGACUGGAUGGUGUUUGUUCGUGGACCAGAGCACAGCAACAUUCAGCACUUUGUGGAGAAAGUCGUUUUUCAUCUGCACGAAAGUUUCCCAAGACCAAAAAGAGUGUGCAAGGAUCCACCGUACAAAGUAGAGGAGUCAGGUUACGCCGGCUUCAUCUUGCCUAUUGAAGUUUACUUCAGAAAUAAGGAAGAACCCAAGAAAGUGCGCUUUGACUACGACCUGUUCUUGCACUUGGAAGGCCACCCACCUGUCAAUCACCUGCGCUGUGAGAAACUCACCUUUAACAACCCCACAGAAGAGUUCCGCAGGAAGCUACUCAAGGCCGGAGGGCAUCCUCACAAAAGAGGUUCAGAAGACUCUAAAGUGAUGGUCAUGCAGGAGGGUUCCACAUCUCUUUUUGGUCAGCACCUGAAGUUACCCACCCUGCCUAGCAGCUCUCUCACAUUGACCUUCUCAGACAUCAAGAAGAGCAAGUCCUUUCCAGGGUCAAAGGAUGGGUCCAAAAGCAGUGAUGCUCUCACAACCACUUCAACCACCAACAGCAACAGCAGUGGUGGUUCGCUUAAGCUCCAGAAGCCCUCCAAGGAGCUCAAGGACAAACCUUCAAAGGACUCAAAAGAGCCCAAAAGUGCCUUCAGAGACUUCAGCAGGGACCCGGGCAAACCCCCCAAAGAUUCCUCCAGGAAACCCAAAGAGAACCAGCCACUCCGUGACGAGCGAACCGUCCCCAAGAUGGGCUUCAAAGAGCCCAAAGUCUUGUCCAAAGAACACCGGCAACCCCCAGAGCUCAGUUUCUCACACGGCAUGAGCUUGGGAACGGGUAAGCGCCCGUCCGUUAUGGAUUACGAGGACUCCCUGACCAAAAAGAAGAAGAAGGGCUUCUCAGAGGUGGCGACGCUAAAGCCACCGGUUUGUUCCUCGUUGCUCCAGCAUCACCAUUCGGAUAAAAAGGUGCUGAGGGACAAAUCCCAGGUCCGACAGGGCAAGCUGAGAGUAGACAACGAGACAGCGGAGAGGAAGAAACUGUCGACACUUCCUCCGUUUCAGGACCUGGUGGAUCCCAACGACUCGGACAUGGACGACAACAUGUCCACCAAAUCCGAGUCGGAACAACCCAGCCCUGCCAGUUCGAGCUCUAGCUCAAGUUCAGGAUUUGGACCCACUCACAAACGUCAAGUGCUGGGACCUCUACACUCAAUAAUCCAAGACUUGCACUCAGAUGAUAACGAAGAGGAGUCUGAGGAGGAAGAUGACAAUGACUUAGACUCAGACCUAGAGAGACCCAUUCACACACACCUGACGCACCGCCACCGCAGGGUGAGUUUGAGUGACGGCAGUGACAGUGAAAAUAGCUCCGCCUCCUCGCCGCUUCCUAGAACUGAUCCAUCACCUCUACUAAAGACCAGCAAUAACCAGAUAUUAGAAGUGAAGAGCCCCAUUAAACAGACGAAGCAGGACAAAAAUAAAACUAUCGAUUGCGACAAGGCAUAUCUGGAUGAGCUGGUGGAACUCCAUAGAAGACUCAUGACUCUGAGAGAAAGACAUAUACUGCAGCAGAUCGUAAACCUCAUUGAAGAAACUGGACAUUUUCACAUCACAAACACAACCUUUGACUUUGACCUCUGCUCCUUGGACAAAACCACAGUUCGCAAGCUGCAGAGCUACCUUGAAACAUCCGGAACAUCUUGA